AUGGGGCAUCCUUCCAAAGCUGCUGCUGGACUUUCAGGUAUCCUUUGCAUGAUCUGCAAUCUGAACGCUGCAGCUGUAGAGACUGCGUUUUGAUGGUGGAGCAGAAUACAAUCGCUUGGGCAGACUUCGAAGCACCAGAAAACGAGGGAAAUGUUGAAGCAGGUGAAUGGCACACUGAGCCAUCUGACUGACGGAAACGGUAUCGGCAACCACCUGGGGGAGGAAGUGGAAUCUUUCCUGAGUGAUGCUGGCCCCCUGCACAGCUUCGAUGACCUCACCAAAGUGAGCCCUGUGACCACAGCGACAGUCUUGAAGUGCCUACAGGCAAGAUAUGCCAUAGACGUGUUUUAUACCAACGCCGGCUGCAGCCUGGUGGCUGUCAACCCCUUCCAGCCAAUAGCAUCACUCUACUCACACCAGCUCAUGAAAGACUACCAUGCUGCCCCCCACCCUCAGGAAUUAAAACCUCACAUCUUUGCGGUGGCUGAAGAAACCUACCGAAAUGUCAAAAGCCAGAUCCUGCCAGUGAACCAAUCCAUAAUUGUUAGUGGUGAAAGUGGUGCGGGGAAGACAUGGACGUCACGUUGCCUGAUGAAGUUUUAUGCUACGGUGGCCUCCUCAUCCUCCACUCCCCGAAGCAGCAUUGAUGUCGAAAGGAUAGAGAAGAGGGUAUUGGAUUCUAACCCAGUGAUGGAAGCCUUUGGAAAUGCAUGCACUCUGCGGAACAACAACAGUAGUCGUUUUGGGAAGUACAUCCAGCUUCAAUUGAACAGCUCUCAGCAUAUAACAAGCGCUUCCAUUCAGACGUUCUUACUGGAGAAAACCAGAGUUGCCUAUCAAGCCCCCCAGGAAAGGAACUUCCAUAUUUUCUAUCAGAUCACAAAAGGUGCCACCCAAGAGGAACGACUGGAAUGGAAUCUCCCAGAAGAGUCAACCUUUUCCUGGCUGCCCAAUCCCAAAAAAGCUCUAGAAGAGGACUGUUUUGAGGUGACGCGAGAGGCCAUGUUCCACUUGGGUAUUGACUGUUCCAUGCAGAAUAAUAUUUUCAAGAUAUUAGCUGGCCUUCUCCACUUGGGCAAUGUCCAGUUCUUGGAGGCGGAAGAUGAGUCGCAGCCCUGCCAAGUAGAUGAUGAUGCCAAAGACUCAGCAAAGACGGCUUCCAGAUUGCUGGGAGUGCCUGUCGAAGACCUCUUAGAAACACUGAGAAUUCGGACGAUUACAGCUGGGAAACAGCAGCAGGUCUUCAAGAAGCCGUGCUCCGGGGCUGAGGCUGGGACAAGGAGAGACUGUCUGGCUAAAGUCAUCUAUGCCAGGGUAUUUGAUUGGCUGGUGUCCGUGAUCAACGGAAGCAUAUAUGCUGAUCCCUCUGUGUGGAGCAAUUUCAUAGGCCUGCUGGAUGUCUAUGGCUUUGAAUCUUUUCCUGAAAACCAUCUGGAGCAGUUGUGCAUCAACUAUGCCAAUGAGAAAUUACAGCAGCACUUUGUUGCCCAUUUCCUGAAAGCACAGCAGGAAGAAUAUGCUGCAGAAGGACUGGAAUGGCAUUUCAUAAAUUAUCAAGAUAAUCAAAGCUGCCUAGAUGUGAUCGAAGGCAACCCCAUCAGUCUCUUUUCUUUGAUGAAUGAGGAAUGUCGUCUCAACAGGGCCUCUAAUGCCAGCCAGUUCCAGACCCGGAUUGAGGUAGCUCUGUCUGACAACCAGUGCAUUAGCCGGGACAAGUUUAGCAUGAAAGCGAAUUUCAUCGUUGCACAUUAUGCCGGCAGCGUCUGCUACCAGGUGGAAGGCAUGGUAGAAAAGAAUAAGGACCCCGUGCCCCCAGAACUGGUCCUGCUGCUUCAACAAUCCCAAGAUCCUUUGCUUCAGAAGUUAUUUCCUGCAUCAGCAACAAGCCCAAAAACAAACCCAAAUGACGUCAAGACUCAGACAAAACCAGUGGUUGUGACUGUGGUGUCUAAAUUCAAGGGCUCUCUGGAGAAGCUGAUGGAGAUCCUUAACAGCACCACCCCUCACUACGUCAGAUGCAUCAAGCCGAAUGCAGAUUGCCUGGCCGCCGUUUUCAGGAAGGACGAGGUUCUGUGUCAGCUGGAGGCGUGUGGCAUUGUGGAAACGAUCAACAUCAGUGCAGCCGGCUUUCCAAUCAGGCUCUCCUUCAGAAGUUUCAUUGAACGGUACAAAGUGCUGAAGAAAUCACGGAAGCCCACCUCCCGAGUUGCUCAGAAUGGAAAUGGCUGUUCACACCAUGUGGGAAAUGGCUGGACCCCAACUCAAGACGAUGGUGAUACGUUUCAGUCGACCAUUCAGGUUAUUCUCCAAGAAAUGCACCUGAAUGCUCCUCCGCUCCAUCCAGCAGAGAAAAAACCCUGCGAUGCAGCCGUGUAUUGUGGCAAAACCAAAGUGUUUAUGACUCAUUCCAUGUUGGAGCUCCUGGAAGCUAGGCGAGCCCAGGCCUUCUCUGAGAGAGCUUUCUGCAUCCAGUGCUGCUGGUGGCAGUUUAAGAGGCGGAAGCAGGCGAAGCAGAGACAGGCUGCCACAGCCAUCCAAUCAGCUGUUCGUGGGUGGCUAGCCAGGAGACGUUUCCAGAAACUGUGCAAAGCUGCUACGGUCAUAAAACGGACAUGGAGAAAAUGGAAGACGAAGAUCGAGAUGCUGGCUGCAGAAGAACUGGAUGACAUCGAAGGGAAUCCCUGUGUUUCCAGAGAGGCUAUUCCCUCAAGCUGGGCUUGCAGCGAAUCGGAAAAAUCUGGGCCACCAAGAGCAAUUAUCCAGUUCUGGCCUCUUGGACUGGUGCUGUCAAGUGCGCCUGUGACACUGGGCGGGUUCCAGAGAAGCCUCACCUUUCUGGCCUGCCUCCAAGUUGUCCAGUGCAGCCACCAGCACAAGGCUGAGACCAAGAUGCUGGAGAGGGGCAUCACCUCGGUCAGAGCACUGCCACAGGGCUCCGUCAAGUUCCACUGCAAGAAAUCGCCCCUGCUUUACGCUGACACCCGGCCGCACAGCCACGCCUCCCCCAGGACCGGCUUCAACCAAAUUUUGCUCGACAGCCACAAGCUACUCACUGCCUGAAAGUGAACUUCUGGCCAUUCAGAAAUAUCUGAAUGGCAUUUUCUCAUCCAGCUGUCUCUUUCUCACAGCUUUUUAGCUGGCGAUGCCCAGCUUACACCAUCCUUAAACAUGCAGACUCUGCACAUGGGGGGGGACCCAGCAGAAAAUGUUCAGAUCUGCCAUGCCCCCUUGCUCUGGGGCAUGGGACAAAGGCACAUUCUCCAGGGAAGCCACCAUUUUGCCCCACUAAAAAGCUUGUGGGUACAUUCUCACCGCAUGUACAAAUGCAGAGACUUUUUUGCUGGCCGUGGGGCCUAGCGCCUACCCAGUGGAUAGACAGGGUGCAUCACCCCCAUCCUUCCCUCUUGCGUGGACUUGAAGCAAGUUUCUGUCCUGGUGCUAAACCUUCCAGCCCCAAGCAGAAAGGCUGGGAACAAGCUCCACGGAAAGAGGUGGGGCCGAAACUCCAAGGGCUUGUUGUUUGGAGCUGGGCAUGAACAUUUCAUUAAGAUGCCUGUAACUAUCACCCAAGACACUGUGUAAGAACACACCAGAACAACUGUCAUGAAUUAAAGGCAGCAUUGUUUUAGGAA
Molecule: messenger RNA, 3632 nt
Organism: Heteronotia binoei (common prickly gecko)
Lineage: Eukaryota; Metazoa; Chordata; Lepidosauria; Squamata; Gekkonidae
Gene: MYO19
Product: myosin XIX
Exons: 25
Biological process (GO): actin filament organization; vesicle transport along actin filament
Cellular component (GO): actin cytoskeleton; cytoplasm; vesicle
Molecular function (GO): microfilament motor activity; actin filament binding; ATP binding
Source: RefSeq, a predicted model, not a curated record